UGACAGCCGGCAAGAAAUUUUGAGAAUUGUGACAGAAAAAACAAAACAGUGGUAAACAUGUGAACAUCAUGUUAUAAUCGUUACCACAUAUAUCAGUAUAUCAGGAGGCAAAUAUUACUUGUUUAAAUAUCCUUAUUACCUAUUCUAAAAUGAUAAUUGCACUGCAAAUUUUAAUGUUUUUUCGCGAAUCAUUGAUCGCUGUAAUAGAUAGAUUUUUAAGACCUUAUUACAAAAGACUGAGUUUCCAGUUCAAAGACAAAGACAGUUAUGAUGAUGAUGAUGAUUCUGAUGAACACGUAUUUGCGGAAUAUGAUGAAAAAAAAGGUGUAGUGUUUUAUCCACCGGUAUAUGUACAGCGGUAUGCCGCAGUCGUAGAUUGUCUUAUGGAUGAACGUUGGUGUGGAAGUUUGGAAAAGGUUGUAGAUUUUGGCUACCACAAUAUGAGUUUCAUAAAAUAUUUAAAGGAUGUACCAGGUUUGAAAUAUAUCCUUGGUGUUGAUAUUGAAACUAUACCAGUUCGAUGUUCUUCUGACCUUCUCGGAUCUGAGAACUAUGUAUCAAAGAGAGAAAGCCCAUUACAAGUAACUCUGUACCAAGGUAAUGCAGCAGAUCCAGACUAUAGACUAAUAGGAUGUGAUGCCGUUAUAGCAAUUGAGUUGAUAGAACAUAUGCUUCCUCAUGAUUUGGAGAGAUUUGUUCAUACAGUGUUUGGAUUUAUAAAACCGAGGGUUGCCGUUAUCACUACACCCAAUGGGGAUUUUAAUGUUCUCUUCAAAGUUCUAGAAAAAAAUGGUCUUAGAAGGCUUGACCAUUUCUUUGAGUGGAGCAGAGAACAGUUUCAUGACUGGUGUAGUAAUAUUGUUACUCGCUACCCACAUUACACAGUUAUGUCUAAAGGAAUUGCUCCUGGACCGCCUGAUACCUUACAUCUCGGAUGUUGUAGCCAACUAGCACUUUUUUAUGCAAAGGAUUAUCAAAAACAGCCUGAUUUAAAUUUGGACAGUCUGGCUCUUGUUGCAAAGGCACCAAGUCCUAAUACUUUAAGUGACAUGGCUGAAAGUUGGGAGACUCCAGAAUCAAUUUCAGACAAUAUGCUGUAUUUAGAAAACAACGAUGAAUCUUAUACCAAAUUAUUAUAUAAUCAGCAGUCUUUUAUGACAAUUGUUAUAACAACACCAUCAUUUUCUUUGGAUAAUCUUGGUUACCAAGACAAGAUAUUGCAAUGUAAUUUGGACUAUGAGUUAGAAAAGAAUUUCUUGUUUGACAAUGAUGUGUACUUAAACAUACUUAUACCGAGAAGGAAAAAGAUGUAUCGAGUGUAUGAGAUAGAAGAUGUUGCGAGCAGAUUGAAUUGCUCAAUGCUGCAAGUAAAGAAAUUCUCAAAAGUCACACUGGGUUUAUUGGCGAAGAAUAAGACUGAUAAUUUUGAUCACACUAGAGAAGUUGUGGAUGAGAUUCGACAUUUGACGAAGAUGCUCAACUUUAAUAAGGAUCAAUCAAACGAAAACAUCCAAAGAAGCAUUUGGUUCAAUAUAAACUGGGGAGAAAACGCACCAUACUGGAACCAGUACUACAAAACUGUUAGAGAAUAUAAUUAUCCUUUUAAGAUUAAAUCAGAUGAAUGCCGCAUCCUAGAUGCUAUAUCAGAGGAAAUCAAUAGACUUAUAGACGUAGAUCAACCUUUAAAUUUCGCAACAGACACGCAGAAGUUAGAAAUACCUAUUCAUCAAUUAAUGGGAGCCGUAGAACAUAUUACAACGGAUGUCGACAAAGUGAGGGAACUUCUCGAGUGGAAUGGAUAUGACGUAGUGGACGAUGUAGUGAUCCAUACUCGACUAACAAUUGACAAUAUCUCUCUCUAUACCCAAGAGGAAGAUUUGCGAGAGGACACUCUAUCUGAUUGGGACACGUCAGAUGUAUAUUCCAAUACAAUAUCAGAAGGUAGUGCGACCCUACCGGAUUAUAAUGGUCGAUGUCUUCGACGUGCUCUCGAUCAGAAAGUCCGUAAACUUCGUAAAUUACUUACCGCGGACGAAGAUAUUACAACGGAACUAGAUCGCAUCGUGUGUCGCUUGAUGAAAUUAGCUCUAUACACAACCAAAGAACGCCAAGACCCACCACCAGCUAGUUGGAUGCAGUGCAAGCUAUUUGAUCUACUCACUCUAACGGAAAAGUCUAUUGAAAGAAGGAGACGACACUACCUUGAGAGCUAUCCAUUAAAUGCCAUUGAAUACUUAAAGAUAUUGUUUCUAAAUAUAACGAUGUCGUCGCGCCAUCAGGAAAACAUCACUGAGGAAGCCUCCUUGUGUCAGAUGAAAAUCUGCAGCGACGUGAUUAAAUAUGCUCCAAACCUUGUCCUUAAAAGAAGAUGCGGCUUUACCUCAGCGGUGAAUGAUAUUAAUAUUGACAAAGCUCGCCAAGGAGCUCAGUUAGCAGAUUUUGAAUUUGAUGAUGCUGUUAGUGUGACAAGUAAUGAUCUAGAAGAAUAUGAUGAUUAUCACAAUGAUAUUAAUUCAAUACAUGCAGUAACAGAAGAAUUUAAGAAUAACGUUAUAAUGUAUCCGUUCGAUGAGGUUCAUGAUAUAAAAACAAUAAAGCCACAAAAUAGUGAUAACAAUGAACGGGGCUCUAGCUGUGAAUCCAAUAAUUAUACAUCUAAUGAAACCCUUCCAAAUGAUGAUGAUAAUAGGAAACUAAAAAGUCCAUUUGCAACUACAACGAAUUUCUCUACAAUAAGCAAUGAUAAAUCUAGUAUACAUUUGAGUGUGUGUACAAAUCAAAAUAAGGCAUUCAAAAAUAAAUCAACUAAAACAAAGACCGUUAAAAGGGUAUCUAGAAAAAUAGUAAAUAGUCAGUACAAAGUUAAAAACAAAAAGACAAAAGAACAUCAGAAGCUGCGAUCAACAUUAUCGAAACCGAUUCCUGAUAGCAUGAUAAAUCUUUGCAACCCCGAACAACACACCGUAAAAGACAUGAAAGGUGUCUGUAUAGAUUCGUCAUUGAAUUGUCAUAUGAGUACUGAGAACUUUAACGAACUUGAAAAACAACGCGACAUAGCCGCUACUGAAGAGAGUUUGUUUGUGGGAAUAGUUUCAGAAUAUGGCGAAGAAUCGAUAGCGCUACGUCGUAAUAUUGGAAUUGAUCCAAUUCUUGAUUUUGAGAUUAUAGAUAACGAAGUGUUGGAAACAGUAAUAAAUAUAUCAAAAGAUGAUGAUUUUCUUUUAAAGGCAAAUAUGGACACAGAAAAUUUAACGCCAGAAAUGAUUUUUAUUUAUGAUAUUAACGAACCGAGUACUUCAAAAGGCGUUCGACAUUUGUCUACAGACGCCCAAUGCGGACCAGAUAAUUCUCUAACAUGUGCAACUAUAUCGGCCACGACUUCAUCAACUAUAAUACCAAAUUUAUUUCCAAAUGGCAUGAAAAUCAACAAUUCAUUUGCUGAUAUACUAGUACAUAAAAGAACAAAUGAUUUUAGUACGUGCACCGAAUUAAUGGACACUGCAUCAAGAAUAGCUGGUCUGCCCAUCGCUACGGGUAUCAAAAUUAAGGAUUCAGAUAUUGACAUUAUCGAUAUGAGUAGAGUUAAAUGCUCAAAAACUGUCCAGGCGAACGAUGAUAAAGAAAUUAAAAAUAUCUCUAAUUCUUAUGAAAGUGCAAAGAAAACUAAACUAGCAAAGCUGGCAUGUAGCCCUCUUAAAAUUGAAAAUUCAGGUUCUGAACUUUGCGGCAGUCUAUAUGGUUUGCCAAGAUCGCCGCCACGAUUUAUUAUUACUUCAAAAAAUGCAAGUGAUAAUGAAAUUAAACUCCUAAGAAAAGAUAAUAAUUUUACUGAGAGGUCUCAGAUGAGCUACGCAAAAAAAAAUUUAAUCUAUGGAGGAAUUCAUGUACACAGCUUUAAAGAGCGAACGAUUUCUGAAGAUGUUGUUUAUCAAGGUAAUUGGGUAAAUUCAACUAAUUCUCAAGAAUUAAUCAAAAGAAGAAAUAUGUUACUAAAAAAUAAAAAAAAAUUAAGUCCCAAAGAACCCACGGAUACUAUUAGAACUUUAGAGAAUUUGGGCGUUUUUAAAUCGACAAAAUGUUGUAUGAAACCAACAAUCAAAAAAAUUAAACUAAUAAAUGAAGGAAACAAAAAGGCUGUCAAAAGUAACAUAAGCAAAGCGGUUAAAUUACACAAAACAAUAGUCAAGGCCACGUCUAUAAUAAAUGUCAGUUCACUAAAUUCACAAAACAGGAAUCAGUUUUACCCCAAAAAUUUCACGAUUGAUUUGAAUUCUAUACGUCGAAACAUUGACGAUAACAAAAGUUGUAGGAAGAAAGACUAUGUGCCCAUGUACAUAAAAAGAAAAAGACAACAUUCAAAUGCGAAUCGUGACAGUAAAAUUAAUUUCGAUCCUAGAGUCAAAAGCUUUGAUAUAAACAAAGCAGCGUUCUUUUAUUCUUUAAGAGAAGAAAUUACAAAAGAAUUACUCAAAUUUACGGAAAAUGUGCAAAACAACAACAAUUAUACAGUACUUCGAAAUGAAAAUGAAACAAAUGACAGUGCAAAUAAGCCAAUUUCAACGACGCCUACAGAAAUAAUUGAAAAUAAUACCUUGAAUUUGAAUCGCAACCCGCCAUCACAAAAUAGUUCUCCAUGUUCAUCGCCUAACAGUGUAGCUACUGUUCGUGCUGUGUUCACACGUAAUAAAGCAUAUCGUAGAGACUCUCCAUCAUCAGAUAGAAGCUAUUCUGGUUUUGAAUCAGAAAAUAAAUCUCUUAAAAUAAAAAAUUGCUCCAAGCGUUAUAAAAGUAAUAAAAAAACGUCUAAUAAGUCAACGGUAAUGUGCAGUAACAAAGAAAAUAUACCGGAAUCAUCAAAAAAUGCUUUUUCUUGCAAAAAAGAUGUUCCAAGAACAAGUAAAUGUGCGUUUGUUGGAAAAACAAAAAGCGUUUUUAUGGCGCAAGCAACAACCGGUCAUUCAAAAUUACAAUUAUCUCCUAACCAACCAACAGUUAUAAAAAAUAAUAAAAAAAAACCAAACACAAUUUAUGAUCAUUCAAAUAAUAAACAAGAUAAUUAUUUAUCUGAUGUGUUAAAUUCUAACAAACUAUUAAAACACAAUUAUGAUUUCGGCAAUAGUCACUCUGAUUGCAAAGAAGAAUGUUCACCUAACACAAGUUCAAAUGAUAAUAUAUCGGACUUACAAUCAAUUGAAGGUGAACCAGUUAAUUCAAACAACGAUAAGAAUGAAAAUUCAGAUGCAAUAGACAGUGUUAAUAACAGUCCUAGCAGGUCUAUGCAUACCACAAGAAGUAGUAUCAUGUCUGCUAUAAGACAGUUAAUAGAACAAAAAAUACACAUUACUGAAUGUAAUUCUAAUGACAGCAUCAUUUCCGGAUCUGAAACUAUAAUACUAAAUGGAGAAGAAAAUAAUAACAUUAGUUUUAAUAGCAGCUUAUCACCGUUAAGUAUUACAACAGUAAUCCCUAAUGAAAACAGCAUAAUAGAAAGCGACAUUGAAAAUUCAUUAGAUGGACUUUCGAAAAUAGAUCAAAAUGACUCACUUUUUAGUUCUCCGGAAGUUAAACCAUUAAUGAAUACAACAGAAAUCGAUUCGAUUUCAUUUAAAUCAAGCGAUUUAUCAUCAAUAUCCACUUCUAAAUUUUCGGAAUAUUAUCUUGCUGACAAUGAACUUGAUAAUGCUGUAAUAAAUGUUAGUUCGGUACAAGACAUAUUUGAUCGGAACGAUAGAGAUAUUAUCAAUAAUUUAGACGGACUUUUAGCUGCACAAGCGUUUAGUGGAUUUUCAAUGAAUACAGAAUCAUUUGUAGGUGAUCGUUUAGAUAGUGUCAACUUAAUUGAUUCUGAAACCGGCAGUCUAGCAUUAGGUUCUGCAAGGCAAGCUGUUUCAGAGGAAUUGUUUGUGUCGAGUCGAUCUUCUGAUACUUACGAAUCAUGUUUAUAUGAAGACGAUAUAUAUGUUCCGAAUUGGCUCUUCAAUAUUAUCAGCCAACAGCCAUCUAUUGCAGAGUCAGAAGUUGAGGACGAUUUUCUUCCUAUGAUUCCAUUAGGAGAACCGGUUUUUGAUGUGAAUGGGAAUGCGAUGGAACCAGGAGUUGGUUUUGGUGCUGGUGCUGGCGAUGGUAGAGGCAUGCACAGUGAUCAAUCCCAAGAUAGUUCCGGCAGGGGAACCUCGCUUAGUUCGAGUGCAACAUCGUCUGGACAAAACGAACCUAUAUUAAUAGAUUUAUCAAGUAUAACUCCUCGAUACACGCAGUAUGUUCAUGAACCAAUGCAUAUUAACGAAGUCAGUAAUAAUAAUGACGAAAUUAAUGAACCUCAUAGAAGUAUUGAAGGGGAUACUGUAAACGACUUACCUGAACGAGCACGGAAUACAAAUACAGUACAAAUUACGAGCGAUGUUGACGCAGAUGUCAGUUCUUUGGAUACGGAUGCAAUUGAUUCUGAUGAUUGAAAUUACUAAUUAUUCUUAAUUUAAAAAAUUCUUGUAAUAUUCUUCAAAAUUAUAAAGUGCGUUAGUGAUUUUGGUUGUUUUCCAAUUUGUGAACCAACUGUGAUGAAUUACGUUAUUAAAUUAUCGUAUCUGGCAAUUCAAAUUUUCUUCUCGACCAAUUAUAAAUUAUUAAAAAUAUAAGUUAUAAAAAUA
Nymphalis io (European peacock) is the source of this 6647-nucleotide messenger RNA. RefSeq lists its product as uncharacterized. The transcript is spliced from 24 exons. Gene Ontology annotation, molecular function: RNA methyltransferase activity; O-methyltransferase activity. The record is from RefSeq and is a predicted model, not a curated record. The coding region runs from base 150 to 6455 and encodes 2101 amino acids. Lineage: Eukaryota; Metazoa; Arthropoda; Insecta; Lepidoptera; Nymphalidae. Gene Ontology annotation, biological process: piRNA processing; RNA methylation; siRNA processing. Gene Ontology annotation, cellular component: cytoplasm; nucleus.